Molecule: messenger RNA, 1052 nt
Organism: Coccinella septempunctata (seven-spotted ladybird)
Lineage: Eukaryota; Metazoa; Arthropoda; Insecta; Coleoptera; Coccinellidae
Gene: U2af38
Product: splicing factor U2af 38 kDa subunit
Exons: 5
Coding region: 259-945 (228 amino acids)
Biological process (GO): mRNA splicing, via spliceosome
Cellular component (GO): spliceosomal complex; U2AF complex
Molecular function (GO): metal ion binding; pre-mRNA 3'-splice site binding
Source: RefSeq, a predicted model, not a curated record
UCUGUGGUCUCUGACUAAUCUGACUCUGGCUGCUUGGUCUUCGAUAACGUAGAAAGGCUCUCUUUUAUUUUAUGAACGGAUAUAUUUUUCUCAUGAUAUUAGACAUUAGUGUCUUGUGUUCAUGACUUUCAGGUUGUUUAUAUUGGAUUGUUUAAUUAGUGCAAAAAACAAGAAUUAGUAGUGUAGUGCGGUACCCGGAUACUCUUCGGAGUCUACAAACACUUAUCGUCAAACUUUGUGAAUUUCCAGCAUUCGAUUAUGGCCGAAUAUCUUGCAUCAAUUUUCGGAACUGAAAAGGAUAAAGUAAAUUGUUCUUUCUACUUCAAAAUUGGAGCUUGCCGACAUGGAGACAGGUGUUCCAGGAUACAUAAUAAACCAACAUUUUCUCAGACUUGUUUAUUACAAAAUUUAUAUGUGAAUCCUCAGAAUUCCGCAAAAUCUGCUGACGGAAGUCAUUUGGUUGCCAAUGUCUCAGAUGAAGAAAUGCAGGAGCAUUACGACAAUUUUUUCGAAGACGUUUUUGUCGAAUGUGAGGAUAAAUAUGGCGAAAUAGAAGAGAUGAAUGUAUGUGAUAACUUGGGAGAUCAUCUUGUGGGAAAUGUGUAUAUCAAGUUCCGUCGCGAGGAAGAUGCAGAAAAAGCUGUCAAUGACUUGAACAAUCGUUGGUUUGGUGGAAGGCCUGUCUACGCAGAAUUGAGUCCCGUAACUGAUUUUCGUGAAGCGUGUUGUCGCCAGUACGAGAUGGGCGAAUGCACAAGAUCGGGAUUCUGCAACUUCAUGCAUUUGAAACCCAUUUCCAGGGACUUGAGAAGGUACCUUUAUUCUAGAAGAAAGACAGGAAGAAGGCGUUCCCGCUCUCGCUCACCUAGAAGGCGCUCCAGAUCUAGAGAACGUAAAGGUUCUCGAUCUCCUCCUCGUCAUCGUGGCCGCAGCGGAAGAUAUUGAGAUUUUUUUCGAAGAGAAACCUAAGAAGAAUAAUUUUUCAUUGUAUUGAUUUUACAAAAAUACAAAGCAUGUUUGAUGUCGUACCAAAUAAAGUACAUUCGCAACCA